AUGCAGACAAUAAAAAGCUUCAUCUGGGGUCCCGAUCCUGCCGAACAGCAACGAAAAUGUAACUCCUUAAUCCGUCAAAAUGCCCGCCAACUGGACCGCCAGAUCAAUACCCUCAAAACUCUCGAAAACAAGACAAAAUCUCAAAUCAAAUCCGCAUCCACCCGUACAUCGUCCACAAACAAGACUCUUUCCAAGAACUCACAGCUCGAAAUCCGACUUCUUGCUCGAGAACUCGUUAGAAUCCGAAAACAAAGUACAAGGCUAAAUACUUCUAAAGCGCAGCUUGAAUCUGUGGGGAUGCAGGUCCGUGAGGCAUUCGCCGUACGGAAGAUUCAAGGGUCGAUGAAGGCUUCGACUGAUGUUAUGAGGAAUGUGAAUGCUUUGGUACGGUUGCCAGAAUUGACGGGGACGAUGCAGGAACUUACGAAAGCUUUGACGGCGGCGGAGAUUAUUUCGGAGAUGACGGAUGAUAUGGUACCUGUGGAAGAGGAAUUCGAGGAUGAGGAGGCUGAAGAAGAGGUAGACAAAGUUAUAGCGGAGAUUGUAGGUGAUAAGUUUGCGGAAUCGUCGGUUCCCGUGGAUAUGCCGGAGGUACCGGUCGGUGAGGAACCUGUGGCAGACGAGCAGAUAGAUUUGGACGAGAUGAGGAGUCGACUGGAGCAAUUGAGGAGUUAG
Molecule: messenger RNA, 675 nt
Organism: Orbilia oligospora ATCC 24927
Lineage: Eukaryota; Fungi; Ascomycota; Orbiliomycetes; Orbiliales; Orbiliaceae
Exons: 2
Coding region: 1-675 (224 amino acids)
Biological process (GO): late endosome to vacuole transport; protein transport; endosome transport via multivesicular body sorting pathway
Cellular component (GO): ESCRT III complex; multivesicular body
Source: RefSeq, a predicted model, not a curated record